AUGGAGACCACAACAGCUGGAGUUACUAUUCAAGCCCCACAGUUAGACAUAAACACUGUGGCGGCUGGUGGUGGAUCGCGACUAUUCUUCGCAAAUGGAAUUUUCGUAGUUGGUCCAGAAAGUGUUGGUGCUCAUCCUGGCCCUGUUUGUUACAGAAAAGGAGGCCACCUGUCAAUCACUGAUGCAAAUCUUGUGCUUGGUCGCAUUCUCCCAGAGUAUUUUCCCAAAAUCUUCGGUCCCAACUGCGAUGAAAGUCUGGAUAGGUGUGUUCUCUGCUGGUUUCAUUGUUUAUAUGAGCCCUCGAGUUUAAGCGAAGCUUCCUACUCCGCCAUGAAGGAGCUAACAAGUGAAAUUAAUGACUACGUUAAGAAUAACCCUGAUGCCUUUCAGAAGGAGUACAGUGUUGAAGAGUUACAAUCCUUAGGAAUUCAACGCGUGUUCAUUCACAAAUACUCCAGUCUGCUGUCGGCUUACGGGAUUGCUUUGGCAAAGGUAGUGAAUGAAGCACAAGAGCCGGCAAAUCUUGUGUUUUCAGAAGGAAUUCAAAGGGUGUUCAUUCACAAAUACUCUAGUCUGCUGUCGGCUUACGGGAUCGCUUUGGCAAAGGUAGUGAAUGAAGCACAAGAGCCGGCAAAUCUUGUGUUUUCAGAAGAAACCAUGCCAAUUAUCGCCGAACGCUUCGCUGCGCUUUCGGAAAAAGCAAUAGGCGAACUUAAGGGUCAAGGUUUCGUGCAAGUCGAUUGCGAACGUUUUUUGCAUAUGAGAUUUGCCAGGACGGACUGUGCGAUCAUGAUCGCGGCUGAUUAUGACUCAAAGCAUCCAGACUCGUUGAUGAACUUUGUAGAAGCUUUUAAUUCUACCUACAAGCGAGAAUUCGGGUUCAUUCUGGAGGGUCGCGACAUUAUUAUUGACGAUAUUCGGGUACGUGCAUUAGCUUCCUCUGGAAGUGAGCACAAAGAAACCAUUGCUGCAGCUGAGGAUCCGGAACAUCCCAAACCUGUUGGCUCUAGCCAGACGUUUUUUGAGGGUGGUUUCCUUGAAACUGCUGUAUAUGACAAGAAGAAUCUUCUUGGCGGACACAUCAUUCAUGGACCAGCAAUGAUUUUAGAUAAAAAUAGUACAAUAGUAGUGGAACCACUGUGCACUGCGAAAAUCACUCAUAAAGGCGACAUUCUACUCGAAGUUUGCAGUAAACGAGAAGAGGCUGCGAGCUUACAGGUAAUAUAUACACUGCUUUUCACUACUACGGUUUCACCCCAAAUUUACAUAAUCGAAUGGUACGGUGGAUAUCAAGACCUAUCAAAAUUCUCUGAACACGCAGCUGAGGCCAUCCUUACGUACAAGUUUUCACUGCGCCUGACUGCUUCUGAACAGAUCUUAGAGAUUAGCUGUUUCACUCUUAACAAACAAUUGUAUCUACUUUUCUUUCUUACUAUUGCUUAUUGCUCUUGCUCUUUCAGCGACCUUAUAAAAACCAUUAUUGUCAUUUUUUCUAAGCCUAUAUGGUCAAAAAAGUAGAA
Strongylus vulgaris is the source of this 1520-nucleotide messenger RNA. The record is from the annotation of a GenBank genome assembly. NCBI's taxonomy places the organism in Eukaryota, Metazoa, Nematoda, Chromadorea, Rhabditida, Strongylidae.